Molecule: messenger RNA, 3733 nt
Organism: Bufo gargarizans (Asiatic toad)
Lineage: Eukaryota; Metazoa; Chordata; Amphibia; Anura; Bufonidae
Product: oocyte zinc finger protein XlCOF8.4-like
Exons: 7
Coding region: 72-1589 (505 amino acids)
Biological process (GO): regulation of transcription by RNA polymerase II
Molecular function (GO): RNA polymerase II cis-regulatory region sequence-specific DNA binding; DNA-binding transcription factor activity, RNA polymerase II-specific
Source: RefSeq, a predicted model, not a curated record
UGACGUCAUCGCAGGUCCUGCAGCCCCAGGAGGUGAGAUCUGCAGGUUCUCUAGUUUUCUUUUGAAAGACAAUGGUCCUUUCCAUCAAUGACCCACCAAGCAUGGAGAAGGACAGAGACCUCAUGGCUGCGAGGAUAUUAGACCUCACCCUGGAGAUCAUCUCCUUGAUAACUGGAGAGGAUUACACAGUAGUGAAGAAGUCGUCUGGUGAGUGUGUGACACCCCGUGUGUCAGGAGGAUGGAGCAGGACCCAGAACCCCAUCACCGUGCCUCCACCUCAUUCUCUGAUACAUGAGCAGAAGAUCCUAGAACUUACCACCAGGAUCACUGAGCUGCUGAGCGGAGAGGUUCCUAUAAGGUGUCAGGAUGUCACUGUCUAUUUCUCCAUGGAGGAGUGGAAGUAUUUAGAAGAUCACAAGGAUCUGUACAAGAACGUCAUGAUGGAGAAUCACCAGCCCCUCACAUCACCGGAUGAAUCGAGGCAGAGAAAUCCACCAGAGAGAUGUCCCAGUCCUCAGUAUUCCCAGGACUGUCCACAGGAAAAGCAGAAUGUCCCACUGGAUCAUCAUGUAGAUGAAGCUGAGGAAAUUUCUGGUGAAAUGACAAGUGGACUCGAAGACCCCGUAUCAGAGUCUGUGAAAGGUGAGGAUGAGACGAGAGACUCCCAUGAACAUCUCCUUUUAUCCGAAAAAGUAGAAGACAACAAUGUCACACAAGCUAAUUCAAUAAAUGCUAAUGUACCCUUAGACCUUCACAGUGUAGAUCUAUCCACCAAUACCGUUGGUCACAAGUAUCUUUUGUCUAAUCAAUCACUGAGUCAAUCACAGAAUCAGUCUAAACAAUCUGUGCAUGAAAUAAUUGACAGAGAUAAAAGACCACUUUCAGGUUCAGAAUGUGAAAAGUAUGUUAGUCAGAAAUCAAAACUUAUGGAGCGUCAAAGAAUUCACACACGGGAGAAGCCAUUUUCAUGUUCAGAAUGUGGGAAAUGUUUUGGUCUGAAAUCAAGCCUUGUGAAACAUCGAAGAAUUCACACAGGGGAGAAGCCAUUUUCAUGUUCGGAAUGUGGGAAACACUUUAGUCGGAAAUGGGGUCUUGUUGAACAUGUGACAUUUCACAAAGGGGAGAAGCCAUUUUCAUGUCCGGAAUGUGGGAAAUGUUUUGCAAAGAAAUCACAUGUUGUGGAACAUCUAAGAACUCACACAGGGGAGAAGCCAUUUCCAUGUUUAGAAUGUGGGAAAUGUUUUAGCAAAAAAUCAAAUCUUGUGGAACAUUUAAGAACUCACACAGGGGAGAAGCCAUUUUUAUGUUCAGAAUGUGGGAAAUGUUUUGGCAAAAGAUCUGUUCUUGUUAUGCACAAGAGAAGUCACAUAGGAGAGAAGCCAUAUUCAUGUCCCGAUUGUGGGAAAUGUUUUAGUCUGAAAUCGUGUCUUGUUACUCAUCAGAGAACUCAUACAGGGGAGAAACCAUUUUCAUGUCCUGAUUGUAGGAAAUGUUUUGGUCAGAAAUCAACUCUUGUUACGCAUCAAAGAACUCACUCCAAGAAGAAGCCAUUUUCAUGUUCAGAAUGUGGGACAUGUUUCAGCUAUUAACCGGAUCUUGUUGAACAUCAAAGAACUCACAAGGGAUAGAAACUAUUUUCAUGUCCUGAAUGUGGGAAAUGUUUUUGCCAGAAAUCAGGCCUUUUGGAUCAUCGAAGAAAUCACACAGGAGAGAAGCCAUUUUCAUGUUCAUAAUGUGGAAAAUGUUUUGGUCAGAAAAUAAAUCCUGUGAAAUUUCGAAGAAUCCACACAGGGGAGAAGCCAUUUUCAUGUUUAGAUUGUGGGAAAUGUUUUGGUCGGAAAACUGUUCUUCUUGAACAUCAGAGAACUGACAUAGGAGAGAAUGUAUUUUCAUGUGCUACUGUGGGAGAUAUUUUAAUGUUCUGAAUUUGCUAAUUUUUUUACACACAGAGCAGGUUUUGCUAUAAAGAACUUGCACAGGUGCAACGUAAGAACUGUUGCAGGUGUGUGGCUUUAUUUUAAGACCUGCUGCCUAAGGAUGCCUUCUGUUGUUUAAAUAUACCCCUUGAGGACCUGUGGUAUAGCAGAACUGAAUAAGCAGAUCUUCCCAGAAAACAAGUGGCACGCUAUUACAACACUGAUCGUUUAGACACUGCCACUAUGCCCGCAUGAUCAGUACUGUGGCCGUAACACAUACAAUGCUUUCAGGAAGUCUUCAGAUUCUUUAUUUAUUUUUAUUUUUUUAUUAUGCUGUGGCCUUGUGCUAAAAUUUAAAAGAAAUCAAGUUGUUCCCCGUCAUUCUGCACUCCAUACCCCAUAAUGACAAAGUGAAAACAGAAUGUUAGAAAUCUUAGCUAACUUAUUGAAAAGGAAAAGCUAAAAUCUUGCAUUGAUAUACGUAUUCAGACCCUUUACUCAGGAUGUAGUUGAAGCCCCUUUGGCAGCAAUUAGAGCCUACAGUCUUCUUUGGUAUGAUGCCAAAAGGUUUGCACACCAGGAUUUGGGGAGUUUCUGCCAUUCUUCUCUGCAGAUUCUCUCAAGCUCUGUGAGGUUGUAUGUGGAUGUCAGUGGACAGCCAUUUUCAGGUCUCUCCAGAAAUGUUCCAUUAAGUUCAGGGUUCUGGCUAGGCCACUCAAAGACAUUUAGAAAUUUGUCCCUAACCUGCUCCUGUGUUGUCUUGGAUGUGUGCUUAGGGUAAUUGUCUGUUGGAAGGUAAACCAUGAAUUCCAGGCUGAGAUCCAGGUCCUCGUUUCUAUGAAGAAUAUCUCUGGACUUUGCUCAGUUCAGCUUUACCUCAACCAUGACUGGUCUACCUGUCUCAGCUGCUUAAAAACACCCCUACAGUAUGAUGCUGCCAUCACCAUUCUUUAAUGUAAGGAUGGUAUUGGGCAGAUGGUCAGCAGUGCCUGGUUUCCUCCAGACAUGACGCUUAGAAUUGAGGGCUGUUGCUUGUGCACCUUUUUCUACCAUACUUUUCCUUCCACUUAAUUUUCCAUUAAUAUGCUUGGAUACAGCACUCUGUGAACAGCCAGCUUCUUAAGCAAUUGCCUUUUGUGGAUUGCCCUCCUUGUGGAGGGUGACAAUGACUCCAGAAGUCAGCAGUCUUCCCCAAGAAUGUGUUGCCUAGUAAACCAGACUGAGGUACCAAGCUUGGGAAACCUUUGAAGGUGUUUUGUGUUGAUUAGAUGAUUAGAGUGUGACUCAAUGAAUCUACAAUAUUUAACUUUUUCACAAUAUUCUAAUUCUCUGAGAUACUGACUUUUGGGUUUUUAUUAGCCUGUAAGCCAUAAUCAUCAGCAUUAAAAUAAAUAAAUAAACGCUCGAAAAAGAUCACAGUCUGUAAUGAAUCUAUUGAAUUACUGAAAUAAAUUAACUUUUCCACAAUCUUCCCUUUCCAUCAGAGCCGAUCCUUCAGACCUCACUGUCAGCUCCAGUUCAUACACUUGUGCAUAUUGAAAUUACCAUCCACAGCAACAAAAGUGGUGAAUAAAACAGACCAAUAGAGCAUCUGUUUUUUUGGAGAUGAGUGUUGGAAGUAUGUUGUGCACACAGGAGGAGCUCAGCCAGAGUAACCAUUGGAUUCUUGGUCACCUUUGUCACCAAUGCCCUCCUCCCCUAUCACUUAGUUUUGUGGGGCGACCAGAUCUAGGAAGAGUCCUGGUUGUUCCAAACUCUAUUCCAUUUAAGAAUUAUUGAGGCCACUGUGUUCUUAGGAGGUAUUCGGUGGAGCAGAU